Daucus carota subsp. sativus is the source of this 1422-nucleotide messenger RNA. Its product is annotated as peroxisomal adenine nucleotide carrier 1. Gene Ontology annotation, cellular component: peroxisomal membrane. Bases 226 to 1185 code for a protein of 319 amino acids. Gene Ontology annotation, biological process: fatty acid beta-oxidation; peroxisome organization; ADP transport. The record is from RefSeq and is a predicted model, not a curated record. Lineage: Eukaryota; Viridiplantae; Streptophyta; Magnoliopsida; Apiales; Apiaceae. Gene Ontology annotation, molecular function: ADP transmembrane transporter activity; ATP transmembrane transporter activity. The transcript is spliced from 5 exons.
CGGUCAACCGAGUCGCGCCGAGUUGACCCAUCCGGUUCGCAAAAUAAACAGCCAGUAUAAAAAUAAAGAAUAGAAUCUGAAAAUAUCCAAAACGACAUAACAGUUUCCGAUUCCCAACGCUCCCCACUCCUCUAGUCAGACCAGAACUUAGAAGAGUAUAUAUAACAUAACCCACUUUGUUUGUAUUGAUCUACACAUAUUUGCAGUGAGGAUAGAAUUGGAGUGAUGGGUUUUGACAUGGAAUCAGUGGCAGAAGCAACAUCAGGGGCAAUAGGAGCUUUGGUUAGCACCACCAUUUUAUACCCAUUAGACACUUGCAAAACCAAGUAUCAAGCUGAAGUCACUGGCCCAAAUCCUAAAUACAGGAAUCUUUCUGAUGUUCUCUGGGAGGCAAUCUCUAAAGGUCAGGUUCUGUCUUUGUACCAAGGGCUUGGGACAAAGAACCUGCAGUCUUUUAUCUCACAGUUUGUAUACUUCUAUGGAUACAGCUUCUUUAAGAGGCUGUACCUGGAGAAAACUGGAUUUAAAUCUGUUGGAACGAGAGCUAAUUUGAUUGUUGCUGCUGCUGCUGGAGCUUGUACUGUCGUUAUAACCCAGCCCCUCGAUACAGCUUCGUCCAGGAUGCAAACAUGUGCGUUUGGAAAGUCAAAAGGCCUCUGGAAGACUCUUGCAGAGGGAAGUUGGAAAGAGGCAUUUGAUGGUUUAGGCAUCUCUCUUCUUCUAACUGCAAAUCCUUCAAUUCAGUACACUGUGUUUGAUCAACUGAAACUGAGAGCCCUUAAAGGACAGCAGACCCGCACCCAAGGUAUAGAAUCAUCUCAGCAAGCUCUUUCUGCGUUUUCUGCUUUUGUGUUGGGUGCUGUCUCGAAAUGUGUUGCGACUUGCUUAACAUACCCGGCAAUCAGAUGCAAGGUUAUGGUGCAAUCUGCUGAAUCUGAUGACGAAGAAACAGAUGAGGGUAAAAAGAAACCCAAGAAAACAUUUUUUGGUGCACUUAAUACCAUAUGGAAAACAGAAGGCCUACUAGGAUUUUUUAAAGGUCUGGAUGCCCAGAUCCUGAAGACAGUGCUGAGCUCUGCAUUGCUCCUAAUGAUCAAGGAGAAGAUAACGAAAACCACAUGGGUCUUGCUACUAGCAGUCCGGAGGACUUUGUUCUUAACCCGGACCAAGUUGAAGAGCUCGUAACAUGAAAUGUACAAGUAUAGCUCAUGGAUUUACUUAUACAUAAGGAUAACCUACCAUAAUGUCGGGGAGUUCCUUUUGGUGAUGUUUCAAUUAUUUUGUGAAGGAUGGUAGAAGAUAUUCUUUGUAUCAUUUAUAAACUUCUUACCAUAUAUGUUUUCCCCUUCACAGGGUUGAUUUCAUUCUUCCCUCCCUGUUGAAGUUUUCGCAGGGUCUAAUAAAUGACAUAAAUUUGUUCCC